This is a messenger RNA of Chlamydomonas reinhardtii, 2212 nucleotides long. RefSeq lists its product as uncharacterized. The record is from RefSeq and is a predicted model, not a curated record. Lineage: Eukaryota; Viridiplantae; Chlorophyta; Chlorophyceae; Chlamydomonadales; Chlamydomonadaceae. The transcript is spliced from 9 exons. The coding region runs from base 242 to 1249 and encodes 335 amino acids.
CAAGUUAUUCCAGUUUCGCAGCAUAGUCGCACACAUCCAGCGCUCUGUGAACCCGAACAACGAAGGACAAAGGCAGCCCGCCACGCUCCGCGCUCGCAGCUUCUUGAAGCAAAACAGGCGCUUGCUUUCUUGUAUAGUUUGCACACAGAUGUCUCCAAGCACCUCCAUCAGCGCGGAGGCUGACGGCCAGCUUGAGCGCAAUGCGGGCGCGAGCGUUCCCUCUGCAGCACCCAAAGCCGAGAUGCAGAAUCUGUCCGUUGAGCCUGUUUUAGUAGAUGACAGCGUCAAGCAUCAGAUUGAGGAGGAGCUGAAGGCGAACCCGAGCGCGGAAACCGUCAUGGAGCUGCCGCCCGCGCCGAAAGGGCUGGCGGGCACGUCAGCGGCCAAGGGCAAGAAUUACAGCGUGACGGUGUCCAACAAGGCCGGCUACAUGUGCCAUGUGCGCGUCAUUGCGAACUGGGACGUCCCGCCGGAGGUUCCCUUCGCCAUCUUUACGCACCCAGACAACUCAAGCCUGUUCCGCGAUAUCCAGCGGGUGGGGCAGCGGAAGGUCAUUAAGACGGAGCCGGCCUACAAGGAGGUGCAGGUGGAGCAACUGGGCGACAUUCAAAUCAUGUGGAUCCACCGCACCUACUCCACAUGGCUGCACGUCAUUGAGGACGCGCGCGACCCGGACUGCCUGCGCACCAAGUUCGAGCUACUGCGCAGCGACGUGCUGGGCAAGUUCAGCGGCGAGUGGGAGCUGCGGGCGGUGCGCGACCCGGCCAGCGGCAAGGUGGUGGGCUGCCGCGGCGAGCUGACGCAGGACGUGCUGCCCAAGGGCAUGCCCGCCUUCAUGGCACGGCUGCCGGUGCUGGGCGGCGUGCUGCGCGGCAUCAGCGUGCGCGCCGUGACGCGCGUCAUGGACGACGUCGCAGUCGCCAUGGACAAGAUCCGCGCCGGCCACGCCGCGGGCCGCUCCACUGCCGCCAUGAUGAAGGAGCUGUGCGGCGAGGCGGCGGAGGCGGGCUGCGCCAACGGCGCCGUCAGCAGCUUCGCAUUCGAUGCCGCGGACGGCGAGAGCGAUGGAGAGGACGAGGAGGUGCAGCAGGAGGAGGAGGGAGCUGAGAAGGAUUGGGCGACGCAGCAGCAGGAGAAGGAGGGCGGGGGCAAGCAGGAGGAGGAGGCGGCGAUAGAGGCGGCCGAGGGCAAAGCCAGCGCGGCAGCCGUGACGGCGGUGGCUGUGACGGCGGACUCGACUGACCGCUGAGAGGGCAACGCUGCGUGCGCUGCGUGUGCGGGUGUGUGCCGCACUGUCUGCUGAGGUGCGGUGUGUGAAAGGCUCGACUAACGUUACAUUCAUGGAUAUGAGACGGCAAAGUCUCCUUGGACUCGAGACGACAAGCAAUGGAUGCGAUUCGAGGGGAUGAGGGGCGGUAGGUCUCGGAGCGAACGGAUGUACGGUUACGGCACGAGCGCACGGAUGCUGCGCACCCUGCUAUGAUUCCCAUUACCGGGGCUCCUAGUCUGGAAGGACAUCGCUGUGACACUACUGCUUGACGAGAGAGAACAUGCACAUAUGGAACUGAACCACGCUUACUUGCCGUGAUUCCACCGACGUUUGAGUGUACAGGACCUUGCGAACGUACGGUAUUCACGGGAGCACAGCGGAGGGCAGGACGGUGUAAAUGGGGGGUAGUGGACUGCUGGUCUGCUGUGAAGCAAAGAGAGGGCACAAGUGCACGGUGCCGUUCACCUGUGGUGCGCUGGGGGGAGGAGGAUACGGUGUAAGGCGUGACAGACUGCUGGUAGUAGAGUACAGCAGUGGCUGUACGGAGGGCACACUCGUCUACGCAGAUUCGUAGCCACGGGGUGUCCCCGUUGCGUGGUGUCUGUUGUUCUGGUUGAUUAAGCGGUAGAUGUGUAUUUAAGGCCGCGGUUUCCAAGCAUUGCGUCGUGUUCCAAGUUGUGAGGGCGGCUCCGCCGCCGGAGAGGUUACCUGCAAGCAGAGAACUGCAGACAACUGCAGAGAACUGCGGUCUUCAUGCGGAGCCCGAACCGCCGAACCAUCAGUUAGUUGUAGGAGCGGCAGUGGUGAAAUGCGGACGCUGGCCGCUGAGUUCAAUGCAUGCUACGUGCGCUCAUGCGCCAACUGUGACCCUGCUGUGCGCCAGGACCGAUGGAGCUGUGCUACAGGCUCAGGAACGAGAGGAGCGGAGUCACAAAGGAGCUA